AUGACAGUAAUGAGUAGGAUUGGAUUGGAUUAGAUAAGGCAGGCAUGAUAAACACAUGCUCUAGUUUCUCAUUUGACUUUUGAUCAAUCCAGUGGUGUUCUUCCGGUCACAGAAAGCCUUGUUUGAAUCUUCUUCGAUUUCUCUCUCUCUAUAUGUUGACCUUUUUUUCCGUCUUUGUUUUUGUUUAUAUGCAUGCAAUAAAUCGUGUAAUUUUAACCACUCUUGAAACGAUGGCUUCUUGGAGGAUUCUACGUGAGGCUCAGUCUUCCUGUCUGUUCCCUACCAAGUCAACUGGACAACGAGAGAUCGACCUCCACAAGCAACACUCCGACAUAGCUUCCGGGCGAUAAGGCCGCCUACGUUUUUAGCUCACGAGCAGCAGAUCUGUUUGACAACCGAUCGAGAAAGAAGAAGAAGAGCACAUGAACCCAAGUGGAGGUCUUUAAAUAUGUAGGCGCAUCCCGAUAACAUCCACAGCUUAGUGUGCCACCACCACAUCGAGAUGUCGAACUCGGAAGCGUCUCUCGAGUCCACUCCUAGCUGGGCUGUCGCUGGUGUUUCCGCCGUUUUGAUCUGUGUAGCUCUUCUCAUAGAGCACGCCCUUCACCGGUUAACUCUGCUGCUGGAGAGGAGAAAGAGGAAGACCCUUAACCGGGCUCUCGGCCAUGUCAAAGCAGAACUCAGGAAUCUGGGGUUCAUGUCCUUGCUGCUGACUGUCGCUAAGCAGCCCAUCUCAAAGAUCUGCAUCCCCGCAGGCUUGGGAGACUCCUUUCUUCCAUGCAAGGAUGCUGCACCGCCAGGCAGAUUCACCGAGGAGCAAUCCUGCCAAAAUAAGGGCAAGAUAUCUCUGCUCUCCUCACAAGGAACUCAGCAACUACAGAUCUUGAUCAUCGUGCUGGCUAUGUUCCAUAUCCUUUCUUCCCUUGUAACCUUGGCUCUUGGCGAGGCCAAGAUGAAGAGGUGGAAGACAUGGGAAGAAGAAACCACUACUCUGGAACAUCAGUUAUCGAAUGAUCCUCGUAGGUUAAAGCUUGCACGGCAGACAUCAUUCGGAGAACGGCAUCUGAAGUCUUGGAGUAAUCACCAUUUAUUUCUGUGGAUGGUCUGCUUUCUUCGACAGUUCACUGAUUCAGUCUCGAAAGCCGAUUAUUUUUCGCUUCGUCGCGGUUUCAUUGCUGUUCAUUUUUCUCAGGAUUGCAAGUUCGAGUUCCGAAAGUUCCUCCGGAGAUCAGUGGACAGAGACUUUGCAGUGGUUGUUAGUAUCAGCUUCUGGAUAUGGAUGUUUGCCGUGUUCUUCAUAUUCUUCAAUGCCUAUGGAUUUUAUAGCCAUUACUGGCUUCCCUUCAUUCCUUUAGUGAUUCUUUUGGUUAUAGGAACGAAGCUAGAAGUCAUCAUAACAACAAUGUGCUUAAAGAGCAGUAAUCAGGCAAUUGUUGUUCCAGGGACAAUAUGUGUUGAACCUGACAACAGCUUCUUCUGGUUUGGUCGACCUCGAUUGCUGCUGCACCUCAUGCAGUUCAUCUUAGUCCAGAACUCCUUUCAGCUGGCAUUCUUCGCGUGGACAUGGUACAACUUUGGGCUCCGGUCAUGCUUCCAUAGAGAGGUGGCAGACGUCGUCUUGAGCUUUGGGGUAGGCAUUCUGGUGCAGCUCCUGUGCGCUUAUGUUACGCUUCCACUGUAUGCGUUGGUCACUCAGAUGGGUUCCUCGAUGAAGGAAACCAUCUUCACUGAUGAGGUUAUCGAGAGCCUGAGAGACUGGAAGAGGAGAGCAAGGAAGAACGUUGCAGAACGGAGGUCGCUUGCCUCCGAUAAAGACGAAGCUUCAUCAUCCUGCAGUCACACGCCAAGAAAGCCAGAGUUCAAGUACCCUUCAGGGAGGUUAGAGCUGCUGGAAGUCCAAAGAGUGGUGGAAGAGAUCAUUCAGCAUGGUGCUAACAACAUGUCUAAUGAUGGCGAGCUCUCCUUUGGGCUAUGGAGAAGGCCGAUCAAUUAAUGUAAAUGCAGGCCUUGACCACUGUAUUUACUGUAAUUCAGGUCAACAUCCAAGAUUUUCCAAUCGAGGGAGAGGAUAGAUUGAUCGAUGAACAUAAUAUAUGCUAAGAUGUAAGAAUUCAAAGCACCAAAGAUGUCAAUUUUUAAUGUAA
Molecule: messenger RNA, 2144 nt
Organism: Musa acuminata subsp. malaccensis (wild Malaysian banana)
Lineage: Eukaryota; Viridiplantae; Streptophyta; Magnoliopsida; Zingiberales; Musaceae
Product: MLO-like protein 12
Biological process (GO): defense response
Cellular component (GO): membrane
Source: RefSeq, a predicted model, not a curated record